AUGAUCCUCCGACCUCCCCUGCUGCGCAACGCGCCGCUGCAGGAUGCCGCUCCCCUAUGCCUGCGAUGCCUGCGCCGCCUCGAACGAUCGCACCCGACGCCCGCCCGCCGCCUGCUGUCCACCUCGACCGCCGUGAGAGACGCCGCUAUCGCCCGCAACCCCCGCACCGCCUUCAAGAAGGAAUACUUUUGGGCCAAUGCCGUCCUGGACGACGUGCUACAGGGCGCACGACGCGGAGUUUGGAGCAAUGCCGUCUCCGGUCGCAAUGGCGCCAAAGAUGAUGCAGGUCCCGCACCGUCGACGCUCCACGACCAGCCCAAGAUCGCCCAGGUCGUCCACAACGAUGCCACCGCAGGCACCGAGCUCGUCAAUGAGCUUCCCCACCGCCGCCGGAAGCGCCUAAGAGAAGAGGCAAAGAAAGCAGCAGCAGCCUCCUCCUCCGAGACGGAGAUCCGGCCGGAUGCAUCAGCUACCCUCUCGACCAGUGCUCAAGCUCUCCCCGCGCAAUCGUUCCGCCGCCGCUUCCUGACCUACCUCGCCCUAACCAAACCGCGCCUCUCCUUCCUCAUUGUCCUGACCGCCACGGUGCCCUACGCCAUCUACCCCGUCCCCGCACUGCUGGCGCCGUCGGUGACGUCGACUCCGUCUCUCUCAACCCUCACGCUCCUCUUCCUCACGACGGGCACCGGCCUGGCGUCCGCCUCAGCCAAUGCCUUCAACAUGCUCUUCGAGCCAGCGCACGACGCCAAGAUGAGCCGCACCAAGAACCGGCCGCUGGUACGCGGUCUGAUCAGCAAGCGCGCGGCCCUCGUCUUCGCCAUCGCCACGGGCAUCACGGGCGUCGCGUCCCUCUACUACGGCGUCAACCCCACCGUCGCCUUCCUCGGCGGCCUCAACAUCUUCCUCUACGCCGGCUGCUACACGCCCAUGAAACGCGUCUCGGUGCUCAACACGUGGGUCGGCGCCGUCGUCGGCGGCAUCCCGCCGCUGAUGGGCUGGACCGCGGCCGCCGGGCAGUGCGCCACCGGCGACGGCACAUGGCAGGAUUUACUGUUUGGUCCUGGGAGUGCUGGUGGGUGGUUGCUCGGCGCGCUGCUGUUCGCGUGGCAGUUCCCCCAUUUCAACGCCCUCAGCUGGACGAUAAGAGAUGAAUACCGCAACGCGGGUUACCGUAUGCUCGCCUGGACUAAUCCGCGCCGCAACGGCCGCGUUGCGCUGCGCUACUCGCUGCUCAUGUUUCCCGUCUGCGUCGGGCUGGCGUAUGUUGGUGUUACGGAUUGGGGCUUCGUGGCGACGAGUUCGGCUAUUAAUGGCUGGAUGACGUACCAGGCUGCGCGCUUCUGGUGGCACGAGGGCGCGAAGGGUACCGCGAGGGGAUUGUUUUGGGCGAGUGUUUGGCAUCUGCCUAUCGUGCUGGUGCUGGCUAUGGCGCAUAAGAAGGGGUUGUGGCAGCGGGUUUGGCGGUCUGUUGUGGGGGAGGGGGUGGUGGAUGAGGAUGAGGAGGAGGAUGAUGGGUACUGGGAGGAUGAGGAGGAGGAGGAUACGCAGAAAGUGGCGGGUAAGCCUGUUGUGGGGGUUGCUGCGAGGUGA
Molecule: messenger RNA, 1590 nt
Organism: Lasiodiplodia theobromae
Lineage: Eukaryota; Fungi; Ascomycota; Dothideomycetes; Botryosphaeriales; Botryosphaeriaceae
Product: Protoheme ix farnesyltransferase protein
Exons: 1
Coding region: 1-1590 (529 amino acids)
Biological process (GO): heme biosynthetic process
Cellular component (GO): mitochondrion; membrane
Molecular function (GO): protoheme IX farnesyltransferase activity
Source: RefSeq, a predicted model, not a curated record